Messenger RNA from Papaver somniferum (opium poppy), 4145 nucleotides. RefSeq names its product kinesin-like protein KIN-14J. Gene Ontology annotation, biological process: microtubule-based movement. Lineage: Eukaryota; Viridiplantae; Streptophyta; Magnoliopsida; Ranunculales; Papaveraceae. Bases 549 to 3830 code for a protein of 1093 amino acids. The record is from RefSeq and is a predicted model, not a curated record. The transcript is spliced from 21 exons. Gene Ontology annotation, molecular function: microtubule binding; ATP binding; microtubule motor activity.
UUCCUCUGAAAUUUCGGAGGAAGUGAGGUUUCAGAAGAAGAGGGAAAGAAAGAAGAGAGAAAAGACCCCUAGAUAGAGCUAUAGAGAGGUGGAUAUCUCAAGAUCCAUUUGUAAACCCAUCCCUCUUUUGUUGCAAUAAUCUCUGGGUUAUCAUCAAAAUUCAAUCUUUUCUACUCAGGAUACCUUAAUUUUGAUCAAUCUCAAGCUCUCUCUGAGUUGUAUGUUGUGGUCUCAACUGUAAUCUGAAGUAGCUGAAAGGGUUGUCGAAAGAGUAAAGAAAUAGACAUUCUAAUUGAUUUUAAUUUUGGGCACUGGAGAAGGACUAUCUCUGCAGUUGAAUAUUUCACAGAUGGAGAUGAUCCGUUGACAACAUGUGUGCUUCAGGAAUGCUGCAUUUGUUGAGCUAUGCAUAUAGCAAAUAAUUUGUUGAUGCUUCGUUCUACGUGGAGGGGACUAUUUAUCUUGGAUAAAGGGUCUUGAUAUCGACUGCAGUAUAGUUAUUUUCCGGUUUUUCAGUUAGUAGAGCUGCCUCUUCCAAAAAUAGUGUCAUGGAUUCUGAAUCCCGAUAUGGAGAUCUUGUUAAUGGGAAACCAACAAUGGGAACCAAUGAAAGUAAACGACGAGCAGAAAUAGUGGAGUGGUUACAUGAUUUGGUCCCUGGUUCAAAGCUUCCAUUGGAAGCUUCUGAAGAGGACCUCAGAGAAUAUCUGAUCAAUGGGGCUGUUUUCGAUAAUAUUUUGAACAGGCUGAGUCUGGAAUCUGUUGAUGAGGUUGAUAAUUCAAACUUCUCUCCGGAGUCAUAUUUGGAGAGUGUUUCAAGGUUUCUGGAGGCUAUGUAUGAUAUGGGAUUGCCCAAGUUUGAGUUGCAAGACCUAGAACAGGGAUCUAUGAAACCAGUUUUGGAGUGUCUCUGGGCAGUUAAGGAAAAGUUUAGUCUAAGCCCUGGAGAAGUCACACGUUCAUCUUCGAUCAGAAGUCCAAUCAAUGGAAGGAGGAGCUGGAGCUUAUCAGGAGCAGAAUUUGAUGGUUCACUGGAUAUUUCUCCACCAGGACAUAGUUCUUUGGGGUCUAAAGAUGAGAGACGGAAGAAUACGCAAGACUCAAAAUUCAAACGUGUUUUGCGAAGUCAUGUUGCAUCAGAACCGUCAGCUGCAUUGAUACAUCAUGUUGGACAUAAGUUUCAUGAGGUGUUUCAGUUGAAAGAAGGACGCUAUGCUGAUCUACCUGAAUCAAAAAUAUCUGAAAUGAUGAAAUCAAAUAGUUUGGAUAACGCCCCAACUCAAUCGCUUUUGAGUGUCAUUCGUGGAAUCUUAGAUGAGUGCAUCGAAAAGAAAAAUGGGGAAAUACCUCAACGUGUAUCGAUCCUUUUGAAAAAAGUUAUGUUAGAAAUUGAGCGACGAAUUGCAACACAAGCAGACCACAUUAGAAGUCAAAACAAUCUGUACAAGUCUCGCGAAGAUAAGUAUCAGUCUAGAAUUAGAGUACUUGAAACCCUUGCAACGGGGACUAGUGAAGAGACCCAGAUUGCUAUGAACAGGCUUCAGCAGUUAAAGAAUGAGAAAACCAAAAUAGAAGAGCGGAAGAAACAAGAAGAACAGGAUGUCGUUAGAUUAAUGAAAGAGAAGGAUCAGACUGAGGUUGAGAUUUCAACUCUGAGACAAGAAUUGGAAAUAACCAAGAAGAACUAUGAACAACGUUCCUUACAAUUGGAAGAACAGGCGAAAGAAACUCAAGCUGAGUUCGAUCAGAAGUUGAAUAAACUCGAGUCUCUUUUGGCGGAAUCUAAAAGUAAGGAGACACAACUAGAGGCAUAUUCUGAAUCCAAAGCUCAAAAGUGGAACAAGAAAGAACAAAAAUACCAGAGUUUCAUGGAUUUUCAGUUCCAAGCACUCCAGGGACUAAGGCAGACUUCUGAGUCCAUUAAACAAGAAGUUAUCAAUGUACAAAGGACCUAUGCAGAGGAAUUUGGUCGCUUGGGGACAAAGCUUAAAGGAUUAGCAGAUGCGGCUGAAAAUUAUCACAUGGUUCUUACAGAAAACCGAAGGUUGUACAAUGAGGUUCAAGACUUAAAAGGAAAUAUUAGAGUGUAUUGUCGUGUGCGGCCCUUUUUAUCUGGACAGAACAAAAAGCAGACGACCAUAGAAUACAUAGGCGAAAAUGGGGAGUUGGUUGUUGCAAAUCCUUCCAAACAGGGGAAAGAUAGUCAUCGCUCCUUCAAGUUCAACAAGGUUUAUGGUCAACAAACUACUCAAGAGGAAGUAUUUUUAGACACACAACCGUUAAUACGAUCAGUUCUCGAUGGGUACAAUGUAUGCAUAUUUGCCUAUGGUCAAACCGGGUCAGGGAAGACAUACACAAUGACUGGGCCUGAUGCAUCAUCCCGGAAGGACUGGGGUGUCAAUUACCGUGCGCUAAAUGAUCUUUUCCAAAUAUCCCAGAAUAGAAGUUCUUUCUUAUACGAAGUUGGCGUUCAAAUGGUUGAGAUUUAUAAUGAACAAGUCCGUGAUUUACUCCAAACGGGAGGUUCUCAAAAAAGACUUGGGAUCUGGACCAGUUCACAGCCCAAUGGGUUAGCUGUCCCUGACGCUAGCAUGCAUCCUGUUAACUCUACGUCUGAUGUCCUUGAGUUAAUGCAAAUUGGGUUAGCAAACCGAGCUGUAGGUUCCACUGCUCUUAAUGAAAGAAGUAGUAGAUCACACAGUGUUCUUACGGUUCACGUACGUGGUACGGACUUGGAGACAGAGGCUACUUUGCGUGGUAGUCUUCAUUUAGUGGAUCUUGCUGGAAGUGAAAGAGUUGAUCGCUCGGAGGUAACUGGAGACAGACUCAGGGAAGCACAAUAUAUAAACAAAUCACUUUCUGCUCUUGGCGACGUUAUCUUUGCUCUAUCUCAGAAGAAUGGUCAUGUACCUUACAGAAAUAGCAAACUAACUCAAGUGCUUCAGAGCUCUCUCGGUGGUCAAGCAAAGACUCUCAUGUUUGUACAGCUUAACCCUGAUGCUGAUUCAUAUUCUGAGACGCUAAGUACCUUGAAGUUUGCCGAAAGGGUCUCGGGGGUUGAGCUGGGUGCUGCAAAGAGUAACAAAGAGGGAAGAGAAGUUAGAGAAUUAAUGGAUCAGGUCUCAUCACUUAAAGAGAUAGUAGCGAAGAAAGAUGAUGAGAUUGAACGAUUGCAAUCACUUAAAGAUUCCAGAAUCUUGUCUGGUACCAAUGGUGAAAAGCGUGGCUUAAACUCGUUGAGACAUGGAUCAGCCUCCCCAAGGAAGCAUUCUCUUAGUGCACAGGGAAGUCGGAGAUUACCUAAAGCUGGCCUUGUUGAAAAAGCAGCGUCUGAUCAGGAUAAUUGCUCGGAAUACAGUGAUAAGCAUUCCGAAACUGGUUCUCAGCAAUCACUGGAUGAAUUCAAGCACCAUAAGGAGUUUUUCCGGCAGUCUAAACUUGCUGUAGUGAAUGGUGUUGAAGAUUUUUCUGCGGAUGGUGACCUAUUAGGGUUUGGUGAUGUGGAAUCUGAGGAAAGAUUGAGUGACAUUUCUGAUGGUGGCCUUUCUAUGGGAACUGAAACUGAUGGCUCAAUAAGCAGCAUAGUCGAGUUAACCCUUUUUCCUGAAACUGCAAAACCUGCGGAGACUACAGGCACAGAAAAGGUUAAAGCACCAACAAAAAUUCCCCGACCACCAUCAGCAAGCAGGCUUCAAACAGCAGUCUCAGCACCUGUUCGACCAACAACUACCAAGGAAACUAUCAAGGCCCCAGCAAGUGCGAGAAAAGCAGCUCUUGGCAGCAGCUCUUCGGCAAAGGUCACCACCUCCACAUCCAAAAGGUGGAACUAAGCAAAAAGGGUUUAUCCACAGCUCUUCGAUUCAUUAUUUGGAAUUUCUUUCCGAUUUUUUUUUUUUUGUGUAUUUGUGUUUUGAGGUUCCUCACCUCUCCAGCUUAUUAUUGUCUACAUUGUUGUGAACAUUCUUGUAUUGGUAGAAGUUAGCUAACAACUACGAGCGUAAAGAGAGUAAAGAAAUAGUUUAACAACUUCGAGUAUGUAACAUAUGUUUUCUUUCUCCUGCUUUCCUCUCUGUUGAAGGUCAUAAUGUAGAGAACUUGUAUGGUUCGAGUUUGGAAAUGGUAUAUAUAUACUGUUAGGAUGCAAA